AUGAGUGAGGAGAUUUGUGAAAUCAUACCUUCAAACAAAGGAGGUGACAAGCUUAAUGUUCGGGGUUUCUUAAUGACAAAAGAACGUAUUCGAGAAGAUACAUAUUAUUGGAGUUGUGAUAAAAAAAAGUCCAAUGGAUGUAAGGGUCGUGCUGUUACUAAGUUAGUCAAAAAUGAACAUAAACUUCAUAAAUUUACAGGUCAUGAUCAUGGGCCUGAGGCAAGUAAACCUGAAGUUGCAAAAGCUAUUCACAAAAUUAAACAACAAGCUAGAGAUACAAGAGAUAAGCUAGCAAAAAUAGUUCAGGAGAGUAUAAUUAGUACUCCUGAGGAAAUAUGCCCUUACCUUCCAUCACUUAGUGCUCUGCGUCAAACAAUUUACCGAGUCAGGCAAUCAGAAUUAUCAUCACAAACGCAAGAUAUUUUAGAACUUGAUAUACCAGAAUCACUUCAAUAUACUCUAAAUAAUAAUCUCUUUUUAAUUGGAGAUCAAAUAGGUAGGGAUGAUAUCCCAACAGCAUUCAAUUUUUUAAAAUCUCAAAUGCCUGCAGAGACAAACAACCUGGUUAAAUGGUUUGAAGAAACAUAUGCACUUAGUAGAAUUCAGCGUGGAACAAGAAGUGGUAAUGAA
Messenger RNA from Scutellospora calospora, 630 nucleotides. Lineage: Eukaryota; Fungi; Glomeromycota; Glomeromycetes; Diversisporales; Gigasporaceae. The record is from the annotation of a GenBank genome assembly.